GUGGAAUAAUUGCAAGGUUGGGUAGUUGCAAAGCAGAUAAUAAAUGCCCCCUCUGUAGGCUGCGGCAUCUGUAUUGGGCUAUCGUUCCGUGUUCAGUAGAGGAAGUAUCUUGAAUUGAUCAAAAUGGAAGAAGUAGCAGUAGAGAAUAAGAAGGUGAUAUUCAAGGGCUAUAUAGAUAGGGCACCAAGAGAGACGGACAUGGAAAUGAGAACUGGGACUUUAGAGCUCAAAACGCCAAAAGGGUCAGGAGCUUUUCUGGUGAAGAAUCUCUACCUGUCUUGUGACCCCUACAUGAGAGGUCGCAUGCGUGACUACCAUGGCUCUUACAUCCCUCCCUUUGUCCCUGGCCAGCCCAUACAAGGAUUUGGCGUAUCAAAGGUUGUGGCUUCCGAUAAUCCAGAUUUCAAGCCUGGGGAUUUAGUUUCGGGAAUUACUGGUUGGGAAGAGUACAGCUUGAUUCAGAAGCCUGAGCAAUUUAGAACAGUUCAGCAUGAUGAUAUUCCUCUCUCAUUCAACCUGGGUCUUCUUGGUAUGCCUGGUCUUACCGCUUAUGCAGGAUUUUAUGAGGUCUGCUGCCCUAAGGAAGGAGAUAAUGUAUUUGUGUCUGCAGCUUCAGGAGCUGUUGGCCAGCUUGUUGGUCAACUUGCCAAAUUACACGGUUGCUAUGUAGUUGGAUGUGCAGGGACAAGCCAAAAGGUUGAUCUUUUAAAGAAUAAGCUUGGAUUUCAUGAGGCUUUCAACUAUAAAGAAGAGCCCAACAUCGAUGCCGCUUUGAAAAGGUAUUUUCCAGAAGGCAUUGACAUCUACUUUGAUAAUGUGGGUGGGGACAUGCUUGAUGCUGCAUUGCGUAACAUGAGGAUUAGUGGCAGAAUCGCAGUUUGUGGAAUGGUGUCUUUGCAUAGUCUUUCUGAUCCCUGUGGGAUUCGCAACUUGUUCAAUCUUGUUAGUAAACGUAUUAGGAUGCAAGGGUUCUUGCAAAGUGAUUACUUGCAUCUGUAUCCAAAAUUCCUGAAACACGUUAUCAAUAACUACAGGCAAGGGAAGAUUGUUUACAUCGAAGACAUGAAUGAGGGACUGGAAAGUGCUCCAGCUGCUUUGGCUGGACUAUUUUCUGGUAAAAAUGUGGGAAAGCAAGUCAUUCGUGUAGCCUAUGAAUGAUCUUUCAGAUGAAAACAUUGUAGCUAUUGUGAAGUUUAAAUAAGCUCCAAGUGAAAUAAACUGCCAUUAACUGCAUAAAAAAAAAUGGUAUUUUUGCCCUCCGAGAUGGCAUGCCUCAACUAGCUGUCCUUUUAAUUUUUUGAUGAUCAUUACUUUGUUUAGUCCUGUAUGCAAUUAAGGAAAGCAUGUAAACCGACACAGGCAUUGAAGCAUUGAAAUUGUUCCUUUCUGAAUAUUAUCUGUCGGAGCCUUGUUGGUGCUUCCCUGGAUUGUGUUUUGAAGUUGAUAAUAGAGUAUGCGUGUGCAUGUUUCAUUCGCAAGAUGUAUUUAUGUAAGUACUGCAAAUGAAUGUUAUUGAGUUAUAUCAAUUAAUUGAAAUAAAAGAAUUUUAUCAAUUUCAUGCGCAA
Manihot esculenta (cassava) is the source of this 1565-nucleotide messenger RNA. Its product is annotated as 2-alkenal reductase (NADP(+)-dependent)-like. Lineage: Eukaryota; Viridiplantae; Streptophyta; Magnoliopsida; Malpighiales; Euphorbiaceae. Gene Ontology annotation, molecular function: oxidoreductase activity, acting on the CH-CH group of donors, NAD or NADP as acceptor. The coding region runs from base 124 to 1158 and encodes 344 amino acids. The transcript is spliced from 5 exons. The record is from RefSeq and is a predicted model, not a curated record.